AUGGUGCCCAAUAGAGCGCUGACGUUGUCAGAGAGACCCACUGCAGAGCUCAUUCGGGGCAAGCAUCUCAAGCUCGUUGACGGGCAGAUUGAUCUGGACAAUGUUCCACUCAAUGGCGGAGCUCUCGCCAAGGUACACUGGCUCAGUCCCGACCCAUACAUCAAGCAGCGUAUGCGACCGCCGACGGUCAAGUCGUAUGUGCCUAUGUUCGAGAUCGGUCAAGCCGUGGAGGGGCAUGCGAUCGUCGAGAUACUGCGAAGCGAGCAUAGCUCGGUGAAGAAGGACGACAUGCUCUUUGCGUCCGGCGUCCCUUGGAGCGAAUAUGCAGUGUUGCCGGCCAGAGGUCUCCAAAGCUCUGUCGUGCUCAACGCCAACGAUAUGCCGAAGCUACCGCGCUAUUCGGCUUGGCUGUCUGCAUGCGGCAUGCCGGCCAUGACUGCCUUUACCGGCAUGGAAGUCUUUUCCAAAGCCAAGUCGGGCGAGAAGCUCUUCGUGACGGCAGCGAGCGGCGCAGUGGGUCAGAUGGUUUGUCAGUGGAGCAAGAAGCAGGGCUUGUUCGUCAUUGCCUCUGCUGGCUCUGACGACAAGGUUGCCUAUCUGCGCGACGUACUCAAGGUGGAUCACGCAUUCAACUACCGCACGGCGAACGUACUCGAUGAGCUCAAGAAGCACGGACCGAUCGAUAUCUUCUUCGACAACACUGGCGGGUCCGACAUUGAUGCCUUCUUCGAGACGGCAGCAGACUUUGCGCGCCACUUGGUGUGCGGAGCAAUCAGUCAGUACUCCAAGGCGGCAGCGGACCAACACGGCAUCAGAAAUUGGUUCUACGUCAUCACCAAGAAGUUGACGAUCAGGGGAUUCGUCUACAGUGACGACUUUGCGAAAGUGAAGGAGAGGUUCUACCAUCAGGAAUGGGCCCAAUGGGUCGCAGACGGCGAGAUCAAAUACGUCGAGGAUGAGAGUGUCGGGAUCGAGAACCUCGAGCAGGCUUUCAUCUCGCUCUUCUCUUCGAGAGCAGGCUCCGGGAAAGUGAUUGUCAAGAUUGCGCCCGAAGCUAACUGA
Messenger RNA from Mixia osmundae IAM 14324, 1062 nucleotides. RefSeq lists its product as uncharacterized. NCBI's taxonomy places the organism in Eukaryota, Fungi, Basidiomycota, Mixiomycetes, Mixiales, Mixiaceae. The record is from RefSeq and is a predicted model, not a curated record. Gene Ontology annotation, molecular function: oxidoreductase activity, acting on the CH-CH group of donors, NAD or NADP as acceptor. The coding region runs from base 1 to 1062 and encodes 353 amino acids. The transcript has a single exon.